AUGAUUGCUGCGGCGUUUUUGGUCCUGCUAAGGCCGUACAGUAUUCAAUGUGUGCUGCUAUUACUGCUGCUUUUGCUCGGGACGAUAGCGACGAUUUUGUUUUUCUGCUGCUGGCAUCGCAGGCUUCGUAAUGGAAAACAUCCUAUAAAAUCUGUGCUCUCCGGACGCACCAAGAGCCGCGUUGGCCUCCGAUCACAUCAUUUUCGGUCAGAGGGCUUCAGGCACAGUCCACGUCACGCAAGAAGGAGCAUACAUGCUCGAGUGACAGAGGAAAAGCCCAAUCUGGUCGAGAUCCCUGAGAGCGAACCAGAUUCAUCAUCGAGUCUAAGAAAACGCAAAGUGAAGAAGAGAGUCCUGCCAGAGUUUUACCAGUCUGUGCAAGUCACGCCCACACGGAAACCUAGCUCCAGUUCGGGGAACCCUUCCCUGCACGGCUCCAUGUCUUCCUCGGCGGAUUUCUCAGACGAGGAUGAUUACAGUGUGAAAUCUGGGUCGGCAUCACCCGCACCCGGGGACACCUUACCCUGGAACCUGCCCAGACACGAGAGGUCCAAGAGAAAAAUCCAGGGAGGAUCCGUACUGGAUCCGGCGGAGAGAGCCGUGCUCAGGAUCGCAGACGAGAGAGACAGAGUGCAGAAGAAGACAUUUACAAAAUGGAUAAAUCAGCAUCUGCUGAAGGUACGGAAGCAUAUAAAUGACCUGUAUGAAGACUUACGAGAUGGACAUAACCUGAUCUCACUGCUGGAGGUUUUGUCUGGAGACACAUUGCCUCGGGAGAGAGGGAGGAUGCGCUUCCACAGGCUCCAGAAUGUACAAAUAGCACUGGAUUAUUUAAAGAGGCGGCAGGUCAAACUUGUAAAUAUCAGGAAUGACGACAUCACAGACGGUAACCCGAAACUGACCCUGGGAUUGAUCUGGACCAUAAUUCUGCACUUUCAGAUCUCGGAGAUCCACGUGACGGGGGAGUCCGAGGACAUGACAGCCAAGGAGAGGCUGCUGCUCUGGUCCAAGCAGAUGACAGAGGGCUAUGUGGGCGUACGAUGUGAUAACUUCACCACCUCCUGGAGGGAUGGGAGGCUGUUUAACGCCAUCAUUCAUAAAUACAGGCCGGACAUGGUUGACAUGAGCCGCGUGUCGUCACAGACCAACCGAUCGAAUCUGGAGCAUGCGUUUUGUGUAGCUGAGCAGCUGGGGGUGGCCAGACUCCUGGACCCCGAGGACGUAGACGUUCAGUCUCCGGAUGAAAAAUCUGUCAUCACAUACGUCUCAACACUGUAUGAUGCCUUCCCCAAAGUACCUGACGGUGUCGAUGGAAUCAAUCCUAAUGAUGUUGAUAUCAAAUGGGUGGAGUACCAGAACAUGAUCAAAUACCUCAGCCAGUGGAUCAAACACAAUGUGGCCAUAAUGUCAGAUAGAUCAUUCCCCAACAACCCUGUGGAAAUCAAGGCACUUUAUACACAGUAUCUGCAGUUUAAAGAACACGAAAUCCCGCUGAAAGAGAACGAGAAGACAAAAAUCAAAACUCUCUAUACGAUGCUUGAGAUGUGGAUCGAGUUUGGACGUAUUCAGCUACCCCAGGGUCAUCACCCCAAUGACGUGGAGAAGGAAUGGGGUAAAUUAAUUGUUGCCAUGCUGGAGAGAGAGAAGAGCCUGAGGCCUGAGGUGGAAAGGCUGGAGAUGUUGCAGCAGAUUGCCAACAGGGUCCAGCGGGACUGUGUUAACGGAGAGGACAAGCUGGCGCUGGCAAGAACGGCCCUACAGUCUGAUGCAAAACGUCUGGAGUCUGGUAUUCAGUUCCUAAAUGAAGCUGAGAUCGCCGGCUACCUUUUGGAGUGUGAGAAUAUCCUCAGGCAACAAGUGGUGGACAUCCAGAUUCUUCUGGACGGGAAGUUUCCCUUUGCAGAUCAACUGGUCCAAAGGGUAUCCAAACUCCGGGAUGACCUCCUAACCCUGAGAGCCGAGUGUUCCUCUGUGUACAGCAAAGGUCGCACCCUGACAACAGAGCAAACCAAAAUGAUGAUCUCAGGCAUCACGCAAAGCCUGAACUCUGGCUUCUCGCAGAACAUCAACACAAGCCUAACACCAGCCCUUACUCCUGCACUCACCCCAGGGGGGUUAGGCUCCCCUGGGUCCACAUUCACCUCUAGCCUUACACCGUGCCUCACCCCGUCCUUGACCCCUGCCUUGACCCCCGGCCUGCAGCCCGCUUCAGUCCAGAGCUACAUGGGGAGCGGUGGCGGCAUGGACCCAGGCAGCCUCAGGCAUUUGAAACACAUGCAGAUCCGCAAGCCCUUACUGAAAUCCUCGCUGGCAGACCCCAACAUGACAGAAGAGGAGGUCAACAUGAAAUUUGUUCAGGACCUCCUGAACUGGGUGGAAGAGAUGCAGUUGCAGCUGGAUCGUUCAGAGUGGGGAUCUGAUUUGCCAAGUGUAGAAAUGCAUUUAGAGAACCACAAAAGUGUGCAUAGAGCCAUUGAAGAAUUUCAAAUGAGUCUUAAAGAUGCCAAACUGAGUGAGAUUCAGAUGAACUUACCCCUGAAACUAACUUAUUCAGACAAACUGAAUAAACUGGAAAAGCAGUAUGAACGGCUAUUGAGCUGUUCUCGAGAGCGGCAAAGCCACCUGGAAAGCCUGCAUGACUUUGUGUCGCAGGCAACUCAGGAGCUCAUCUGGCUGAAUGAGAAGGAGGAAGAGGAGGUUGCCUUCGACUGGAGUGAUCGCAACAGCAGCAUCUCCAAGAAAAGAGACUACCAUGCUGACCUGAUGAGGGAACUGGAUGAAAAGGAGGAAGUGAUCAAGUCUGUGCAGGACAAGGCAGACCGCCUCAUGCUCAAGAACCACCCAGCCAGGCUCACCAUUGAAGCAUACAGAGCUGCCAUGCAGACGCAGUGGAGCUGGAUUUUACAGCUCUGCUCUUGUGUAGAACAGCAUCUUAAGGAGAAUGCUGUUUAUUUUGAGUUUUUCAGUGAUGCCAAAGAGUCCAUGGACUACCUUAAGAGCCUGCAAGACGCCAUUCAGAGAAAAUACAGCUGUGAUCGAACAAGCAGCCUGCACAGGCUGGAGGACCUCAUUCAGGAGUCAAUGGAUGAGAAAGAGCAGCUCCUUCAGUACCGCAGCACUGUUGCUGGGUUAGUGGGCAGGGCCAAGAAUAUCGUGCAGCUCAGGCCCAGGAACCCCGACAGCCCCGUGAGAUCCUCCAUCCCUGUUAAAGCCAUCUGCGAUUAUCGUCAGAUAGAGAUUACCAUUUAUAAAGAUGAUGAGUGCGUGUUGGCCAGCAACUCUCACCGGGCCAAGUGGAAAGUCAUCAACCCAGCGGGGAAUGAGGCCAUGGUGCCCUCUGUGUGUUUCACUGUGCCUCCACCCAACAAAGAGGCUGUUGAUAUGGCUACAAGAACUGAGCAGUUAUACCAGAAUGUCCUGGCACUGUGGCACCACUCCCACAUCAACAUGAAGAGUGUGGUGUCUUGGCAUUAUCUAAUGGCUGAUAUACGAGCCAUCCGCAACUGGAAUGUGUCCUCAAUAAAGACCAUGUUGCCAGGUGAGCAUCAGCAGGUCUUGAGCAACCUGCAGUCGCACUUCGACGAGUUCCUGGAGGACAGCGAGGAGUCCGAGGUAUUCACAGUGGCUGACUGUACCCAGCUUGAGAGAGACGUCGCGGCCUGCAAGGAGUACUACCAGGAACUGCUGCGAUCUGCAGAAAGAGAGGAACACGAGGAGUCAGUGUACAAUCAUUACAUCUCGGAAAUACGCAACUUCCGGAUGCACCUGGAGGCCCACGAAGAACAUCUGAUCAGGCAGCUCCGCACACCGCUGGAGAGAGACGACCUGGAGCAGAGUCUGCAGCGUAUCACGGAACAUGAGAAGAAGACAGCGGAGCUGAAUAAACUGAAGGAGGACCUUGACGUGAUGAAGGAGAAGUGCGAGCUGUUCCUCAGACAGGCUGCAGGCUCUCCCUCCGCGCCGACGCUUUCCUCUGAACUCACCGUCCUCGUUCAGAGCAUGAGCCAAGUGUACUCCAUGUCCUCCAUUUAUAUGGACAAACUGAAGACAGUGAGCUUAGUGGUGAAGCACAGCCAGAGCGCAGAAGCUCUAGUUAAGACCUACGAAUCCAAACUCUAUGAGGAAGAUGCUAUGAACUCAGACGUCAAGUCUAUUGAGACAGUCAUAUCAACACUUAAGCAAUGGCGGACAGAGAUUGAUGAGAGGCAGGAGGUGUUCCACGACAUGGAGGAUGAACUGCAGAAAGCACGAGUCAUCAGUGACUGCAUGUUUAAGGCUCAUAACGAGCGUGACUUCGACCUUGACUGGCACAAGGAGAAAGCAGAUCAGCUGAGCGAGAGAUGGCAGAACAUUCACUCCCAGAUCGACAGCAGGCUUCGGGAUCUGGAUGGUAUCAGCAAAUCUCUGAAACAUUACAGAGACUCUUACAGUACUCUUGAUGAAUGGGUUAGAGAAAUGGAAGCAGCACAGCUGAAGGCCCAAGAAAACAAACCUGAAGAUAGCAAGGCCCUGGCUGAGCUGCUAAACAAACAGAAGGUCCUUGUUGCUGAAAUUGAACAGAAACAGAGCAGAAUUGAUGAGUGCCAGAAGUACUCAGAGCAGUACUCAUCUGCUAUUAAGGAUUAUGAACUCCAGCUGAUGACCUUCAGAGCGAUGGUUGACUCCCAACACAAAUCCCCUCUGAAGAAGCGGAGGAUGCAGAGCUCCUCUGAUGCCAUUCAGCAGGAGUUUAUGGAUCUCCGGACCCGCUACACUGCUCUUGUGACUCUAAUGACACAGUAUGUGAAGUUUGCCAGUGAGACUCUGAAGAGAACUGAAGACGAGGAGAGAUCUGUUGAUGAGGAGAAGAGAGAGCAUGGUGAUAAAGUUAGCAAACUGUUACACUGGAUGUCCAAUGUGAAACAGAGCCCAAACAAUGAUGGGAAUGCUCAGAGAGAUAGCAAUGCCAACACAGACGCUUCUAAUAAGCCCCAGGUGUCAGUCGAGGAAAUGGUCACUAAGAAGGAACAAAUUGCAGAAGCACUGAGGGCAACGCAAAUGAUGCUGAACAAACACAGUGACAAAAUGACAGAAGAGGAACGAGAAAAGGCCCAGGAGCAGCUGAAGGAACUCAAUCAGGCCUACAAUGAGCUCUCCCAGCAUUGUUCAGAUCAGACAAACUCUGCAGAGGAGGAUUUUAAAACCAGCAAUGCAGGGCUCGGCACAGGACCCAUGAGUGGCUGGAUUGAUCGGAUAGCUGGAGUCACUCUCUCAGAGGCCGAACCUGUGACCUCCAACCCCUUUCAGUCUGAGCCACAUGUGUGUCUGGACUGGGAUGAUCCUUUUAAACAAGAUCUCAUUUAUAAAUCCACACUGAACCACUUGCCAGAGAGGAAUGACUCAAGCAAGUGCAUACAGAGUUCACAUGUCUCGUCUGUGUCGCUUUGUGACAUAGCAGCAGCAAGGGAAGGGGCCACGUGUGAAGACCCGAUCAUCAAGAUGAUCGAGGUCAAACAAGUCCGUGAUGGAUUGAAGGUGUCCUACACAGGCGACACGCUGACCCUGGAGAGGGCAUUUCAGUGUGGUUUGAUACCCGCCUCUGUCUAUGUAAAGAUUCGUCAGAGGCAAAAUAAUGCUGCUGAAGAUGUGUCACUCCUGGAGCCUGUGCAGGAGGUGGAACCAUGUGAGGUCAAUAGACUGAUAUUAAAGUGCCUUAGCAGGAAUAAAUCACUGACAUCAGGGAGGGAUGUUCACACUUUGGGGUCUUUUCAUGAUGGUUUAAGUGAUCAGGAAGCCAUGUUGAGGCUUUUAGGUGCUGAAGUGGAUAAUGGUGAUAGGCUAAAAGUGGAUGCUGCCGUUCAGUGUGAUUUGAUGAGGUCGAGCAGCACGCUCACUGUGCUUGGAAAUCAGCAGCAGUUUAUGGGACUUGUGUUGCCUUCCUCUGGGGAAAUCCAGACUGUGUCCACCUCACUGCGAUAUGACCCAGAAGUCACCACUGAUGGGUUUACCAGCAGGCUGUUCAGCAAGCGGGACAAAAUAGCAGCUUUUUACAUUCCAGAAAAUUCAGAGGUGGUCGACAUCCCCUCCGCCGUCCAGAAUGGUCUGAUUGACAAUUACACAGCAGAGGUUUUGAAAUCUAUAGAAAUCCCUGAUGUUUUUCCUGAUGUGGAUCACCUCAAUGACAAGUUUUCAUCUUGGCUUAUGUAUAAAAAACUCACAGUUGAUGGGUGCUACAACGCUGCCGAUUGCUUAAAAGUUGACAACAUCCCUACUCACACAGAGGCCAUGCAGUUAUUCAUCUCCUACCUCAUGAUCAACAGCUACAUAGACCCCAACUCAGGACAGAGAGUCCUAAUACUCGACAGACAGCUCAGUAAAAUGGUUCAAAUCUUUCUUGAAGACUCAAUAUUAUCUGAAAACACUGAGAAAAAUGUAACCUCUCUGACUUUAAAUGUCGGUGAUUUUUCAGAACAGGUUGAUUUGGAGAUGCCGCUGCACAUAAAUGAGCAAACAGAGGAGUUAAUGAGUGACACAGAACACAUGUGUGAUGCUCAUAAUUACGUUUCCUCCGUCAGUGGAAGAAUUACCUUUGAUGAAAAAACACAUGGAACUGAGGCUCUAAGCCAACACCCUGUCAAGGAAUUUUUGGAAGGUAAUGACAUUGACAUGGAUGCCACAGAGCCUGGUGUAGCGGAGAAGACUGCGUCUCAAAACAGCACAGGUUGGACAAAGUCAGGUGGAUUUGCAGAGAGGAUUUGUGGAAGUCUUUUACAAAUUGAUGCUGGAGAUGCUCAUCGUGAAAGUCUUGAUAUUCCAACUGUGGUGUCAGUCCUUCCCACUGUGCUCACAAAUGUUAUCUCACCAUCGAGGAUGUUUUACUCCGAGUGUUCAGUAACAUCCUGCCAUCAAACGCUACCUCACUAUGAUGCUGAGUCACCGUGUGGUGAAACAGAAGGUAUAGGUGUUACCCAAACUGAGUUUUUAUGCCUGGAGGACUUGAUGGAGGGUGAAAAUGAGCAAGACUAUGCUGUACAUCUUCUGAAUGCACAAAUGGAGGAAGGGGGCAUUUUAGAUGUCACCUCUGGGAGACGUUCUGACCUGGAGGCAGCUCUCAGUAAAGGCCUAGUUGACGAGGUGACGGUACUGAAACUGCUUGACUUGCAGUCAGAUGAAAAAGGAAGUGUUUUAGGUGAUGAGGAGGGAGCAAUGUCUGUUUUCAAACAUGCAGUGUCAGAUGGAUCCAUAACCUCUAAUGUGGCUGUUCAUUUAAUGGAACAGCAGAGUUUAUUGAGCUCCGGCUGCGCCAUUAGGAUCAGUGAGUCAUCGCAGCCUGAAUUAGUUACAGAUGAACGUGUCAACAAUAUCCUCAACUCAGACCCAGAAACCAGCAUUAGUCCAGAAGAAAACAGCACUCACUCCAUCCCUGAUGGUCAUAAUGUGGUUUUGAUUAAUAUUAAUGAAGGUGAAAUCACACAGCAGCCCACUGAGAGGAAAGUUGCUGUCAUGUGGCUUGAUCUCACUGAUGAGGAGGCUGAUAACAGAGAGACAGAAAGUGAGAAUGGAAAUGCAGAGGUAGAUUGUGAGACAACAGGAAGCGUAGAGGAGAUGAGUAAUGAUCUGCAUCAUUCCCCUCCCUCGGUUUGUGAGUCUCUGAUGAUCUCACCCUCCUCGUGGAGUCAGGUUACUGCAGAGUGUGUUCAUCACGCCGACAAAUCGCCUUUACUGGCUGAAGACAGUGACUCACAGGGUGCAAUCAAAAGCCAGCUGACAGAUGCCGCUGGCGUAUUCGGUGUUGUGACAGAAACUGCUCCAGCUGCUCAGUCAUGUCCAUCUAGUCUGAGUGACAGAACCGAUCCAGAAAACCAGACUCAGUAUGCCACCUCUGCUCCUCACUUUAAAUCUGACGGCUCACCCUUUGAUGGUGAGUCACUCAUUGUUGGAUAUGAUGCAGAAGUGGGAAAUCAGACAGCGAGUGAGAGUGAAUUGGGCAUGUCCUCAUCACAUCACAGUGCGUCGUCUGAGGAAAGCAGAAUGAAGAGUGAGACAAGUGCAGUUCAGUCACCUUUGGGCAGUGAGCCAACGCCAAGUAGAGAUUACUCAUCGCCCGGGGAUUUGCUUCAAAGUGCUAUUAUCUCUGUUUCCAUGGGUAAUGGUAGCGUUGACAACAACAUUACAGAAGAUGGCAGCAGAGUCCCAUUACCUCAGCGAGCUGCACUUCAUUCAGAGAGUGAUUGUAGUGAUGAACUCGAGCCCAGAUGCUCUCCAAAUGGUCAGAGUAUGCUUGUUGUUGAGAGAUUCCCACAGUCCCCCGUUGUUUCCAAUGAAGUCACUGCACCAAAUGCUAUCAGUCCCAAGUGUUUUGAUGGUGGAGAUUCAGAGCACAACACUCCAACUACCACCAGAGUUUCUUAUGAAGCAGUGCUGGCUGGUUCACGGCACAAUGCUGCAGAUGAUGCUGCGUUAAGCACACGUGGGUUUUCCCCAGAGAUGCAACAUGGAAACAAUUUCCCAAUCACCAGUGAUGUGGAGCAGAUCUCUGCACCAAGAAAUGCACAGACAGCACAGGCAAGUGAUGAACAAAAUGCAAAUAUGGGUGGAAAAGCAUCAGAAAUGAGCUCGGGGAAGUCUCAAACUAAAAUGGGAACGGGGUCAGAGUCUGAUAUUCUACCAGAGGAUAAAAGAUUAGAUGUGUGUGCUUCUGAGCCCCAGGUGGUAGCUGAUUUCCUGUCAGACUGGUGUGUGACAGAUGUUUCCUCUUCAGCUCCAUCACUGUUUUCUGAUGGUGUAGAUGACCAGGGGAAAAUUACACAGGGGAUUCAUGUCAGUGAUUUGCAAAAGGCACAAACUCAAGACCUUGAAAGCACUAUUGCUGUAGUUCCAAAUCCUCCACAACCUUUAGAGAACGGCAGUUUUCAUCAGAGAGACACACCUCCUGGACCUACAGAGAGCAGUCACUCAGACCUUCUCAUGGACUUGCAAAACGCCCUCAGCUUAAACAGCAAGGACGAAAGCUCGGACCUGAUACUGCAGAAAGAUACAGUCAGUGAACAGGCAGAGCAGUCUGAUGCCCCGAACAUCCAGCUGCAGCUGCUGCAGGUCCUUAAGACUGUUUCCUCAAGCCAAGACCUUUCAAUGCUCCAGGAGGUUAUGGAGACUCUAAACACUGCGCUGGGGGGUUACUCUCAGGAGGAGCGGCGGCACAUGCUGGAGAGCAUCAAGGAGGAGAGCUCGGAGGGAGAAGAUGAGGUCUUAGCAGAUGAUGACUUCUGUCACCAACCGUCUCCUCAGUCCUCUGCUGACUCAGAUGCCUGCAGGGUUGAGCAGGUCAAAAAUAAGCUGUUCUCCAUCCAGGAUUAUUUGGAGUGUGUUGGGAGACUGCAGGAUCAUGCUGAUGUUUUAGAUGAUGUCAGACGAGACCUUUUAAUCCAGGGACCCAUGGGCAACAACAUGGAGGAGCUCCAGAUCCAAAAAGAGGAAUGUCAGUCUCUGGAGUCCCAGCUUUCUAGACUGGCUGGUGUUCUGACGGCAGAUAUGGAGAAAGCCAAACAGCUUUUGAAUUCUGCUGAUGAGGGCAUUCCCAUUCAAAUCCACCAAGAUUUGGCCUCGACAUAUCUGGAAUUAGAGCCUAGCUUUACUGCUGUUUCCCAAAUGUGUGCAGAAAGGAGUCACGCCCUCACUCAGGCAGUAGAAACGGGAAAGGUACAUUUGGAAUCAACAUACCAGAAACAUCUCAGUGAUCUUGAUGAACUAGCAGGCCUCAUUCAAAACAACUCUGAGAUGAGCGACGUGGAUUUGAACACAUGUGACGUGGACACACUGAAACAUGUGAUUCAGCACAACAAGGACGCAGAGAGCAACCUGCUGAAAGAAGCCAAGCUCAAGUUAGAGGAUAUCACAUUUGAUAUCCAGUGCUUUAUUUCUGAGCACGCUCAGUUCCUGAGUCCAGCUCAGAGCAGCUACGUCCUCAAGUUCCUCAGCACCACUCAGCGAGCAUUCAGGGACCAGACAGAGAGGCUGGUUACCCAGAGGAGCGCCUUAGAUGUCCUGCUGGACACCAGGGAGAGGGAAAGCCAGGAGAAGUCUUUGUUGGCGAAACACAAGGAGUUUACAGAGAAGUUGGAGGAAGUGUGUGAUAAUCUCACCCUGACUGAAAACCACCUGAUUGGUCAUCAGCAACAGGCUGAAAAUGCUGAGUGUGUCACAGACCUGCAGCAGUACCAGCAGGAGCAUCAGGCUCUGCAAAAAGACGUAUUGACGAACGCCAGUGCCUUGAAUGAGGUCAUCACCAGCACAAAAACAUUUCUGGAGGAAAACCGCAGCAAGCUGACGCCGGAUCAAAUCGCCAUGCUUGAGGGCAAGUUGGAAGAGGCUAAAAGCAAAGCCAAGCUCAUCAACCAGCGGGCGGAGGAGUCCAGGAAAGAUCUGGAGAAGGUUGUUACCACAGCCAUUAAACAGGAGAGUGAAAAGGCAGCAGCUGUUGAGCGGCUUGAAGAAAGUAAGAACAAAAUCGAAGGUCUCCUGGAUUGGAUAUCCAACAUAGGGAAUGAAAACGAGAGCAGUCUGGAUCAAGCUGACCAUAUAAGUAAAGAGAAUGGAAACCUGCCAGAUGAAACCUCAGCCAAAGGACUGAUAGCAGAGGACGAUGAUGCCAAUGGAAACACUUUGCAGACCACUGAAAAAGACUUUGGCAGAGAGACCAGCGGCAAGAACGACGCCUCCCUGGACCUUGAUAGACAGUAUGACAGGGUCAAGGCCCGUCAUCAGGAGAUUCUGUCCCAGCAGCAGGAUCUGAUCAUGGCCACCCAGUCGGCUCAGGCUCUGCUCGACAAGCAAGCCGACGUGCUGUCUCCAGAAGAGAAGGAGAAACUGCAGAAGAACAUCCAGGAGCUGAAGGGGCGCUACGAGGCCUCACUGACGCAGGCUGAACAGCAGAUGAAGCAGGUGCAGUGUGUCCAGGAGGAGCUGAAGAAGUUCCAGGAUGACUGCGAGGAGUUCGAGGACUGGUUAGACCAGGCGGAGGGCGAGAUAGAGGAGCUGGGAGCUCCCGCGGGCUCCCUCAACAUCCUCAGUGACAAACUCCAGCGACAGAAAAGCUUCUCGGAAGAUGUGAUUUCCCACAAAGGGGACCUUCGCUUCAUCACCAUCUCAGGACAGAAAGUGCUGGAUGUCGCUAAAGCCUGUGGAUUGGAUGACCCUGUGGCUAAGAACGCUCCGCUGCACGUGGACACUUCAGGAACCUGUUCUGCUGUCAAGGAUAAGUUGGAUUCAGCAGCCAGCAGAUACAAAACGCUGCACUCACAGUGCAAUCAGCUCGGCAACAACCUCAAAGAUGUGGUUGACAAAUACAAGAAAUAUGACGAGUCCAGCGCCGGCCUUUUGAAGUGGCUCAGCAGCUCAGAGGAGGAGGCGAGAAAGCAGCAAUCAGAGGCCAUAGCAGCUGACCCGCAAACACUGCAGAAACAGCUGGAGGACACCAAGGCCCUACAAGGUCAGAUGACAGGACAUCAGACUGCUGUUGACACUCUGCGCAAAACAGCUGAGUCUUUGGUAACAUCUGAAGGAGACCUGCUGAGCAACUCAGAUGAGAUCCAGGAGACAGUAGAUGACAUAGUUGAGCGCUAUGACAACCUGUCCAAGUCUGUAAGUGAUCGAAAUGAGAAACUGCAGAUCACCCUGACUCGUUCCAUGAGUGUCCAGGAUGGUUUGGACGAGAUGAUGGGAUGGAUGGAGGGAGUGGAGGCCAGCGUGAAAGAGAAAGGACAAAUUCCCCUGGACUCUGCAUCCAUUGGAGAUAUCCUGAGCAAAGAAGUGGCAUUAGAGCAGGACAUAGCAAGUCGCCAGAGCAGCAUCUCAGCCAUGAAAGCCAAGGUGAAGAAGUUCGUGGAGACGGCGGAUCCCUCCGCUGCUGCCCUCCUGCAGUCUAAGAUGGACGCUCUCUCCCAGCGCUUCUCUGACGCCUGUGACAAGCACAAGCAAAAAGUUUCCCAGCUGGAGCAGCUGAAGGAGAAGGUGGAGCAGUUUGAGACGGUCGCAGACAAAGUUCAGCAGUUUGUCGUGAAGCGUUCACAAGAUCUCCACGAGACGGACGGGCCAGGGAAAACUUUCAAUGAACUGUCUCAGCUAAUGCAGGAUACUAAAGCUGAGCUGGCUGAACAUGCCAGUGAUUUGGAGACGCUUCAGACUCUGUCCAAGGAGCUGUCUGAAAUAAGCCCUGAUGGAAACAAGUCCCAGAUCCAGAGCAAGAUGGACAAUCUCUCAAAUGUUUUCAGCACCUUCAAAGACACUGUCAAAGAAAAGGAGGAGGAGGUGUCAUCCUGUCAGGACCAGCUGGGAGAGUUCAGAUCUGCAGCCAGCGCUCUCACCAAGUGGCUGGAGCAGACCAAUGAGAAAGUACCUGCAGUUCAGCCAAGCAGCAGUGAGAAGAGUCUGGAGAAGGACCUGCAGAUAGUCACUGGAUUAUUAGAUGAAUGGACAUCCAAAGGCCCUGCUGUCCAAGACCUGAACAGUAAAGGAUCAACACUAUGCAACCUCAUUAACUUCCUCACAUCCCCCGCCAAGACAAAGACCCCUGGCAAGUCAGCUCUUACUAAUGGUGGUGGUCCAGGAAGCCAUUCCUACCUAACCAAUAAAGAGCUAAUGGUGAUUCAGCAGAACAUGUCAUUCGUCAACGAGGGAUACGCGAGCCUCGGGGAAACGCUGAAGAGUCGAGCAGCGGCGCUGAGUAGCUCGGUGCAGGAGGUCAAAGAGGCCCGAAAGGAGACGGACGACAUGAUGACAUGGCUAAAGGACAUGAAGAAGACUGCAGCUUCCUGGAACAAUGAAGCAACAGAGAAAGACUCAGUGAAAACACAGCUUGAACAGCAGAAGGCAUUUGAGGAUGACAUGAAGCAAAAGCAGGAGCAGCUCCAGAAGCUCAGAGAGAAGCUCCUCAACUUGAUUAAGGCUCAUCCAAACUCCCCUGAGGCAGCAAAAUGGAAGCAGAUGCUGGCAGAAAUAGAUGCUGCUUGGGCUGAUAUCAGCGGCUCUGUGGAGGAGAGGAAGCAGCACCUGGAACAGUCCAACAAGAAUCUGGACAUCUUCCAAACAACUGAGCUGCAGCUCGGUCAGUGGCUUUCGGAGAAAGAGCUGAUGAUGAGUGUCCUUGGACCCCUCUCGAUAGACCCCAACAUGCUUAAAAUGCAGAAGCAACAAGUUCAGAUCCUCCAGAACGAAUUCAAGAGCCGUAAACCUCAAUAUGAGCAACUCGAGGAAGCUGCCUCUGCCAUCCUGAGCUCCUCAGGCAACCAGGACCCUUCAAGUGGGAAGCUAGUGAGGGAGCAGCUCGCUGCCGUCACCCAGAAGUGGCAAGGCCUCACAGGACAGCUGGACCAGCGAGACAGCCUCAUCGACACGGCCGUGGUGAAGACGGGGCAGUUUCAGGAGUUACUGAGGAGCCUCAGUCAGAACGCCACUCAGCUGGAGAGUCAGCUCACCAACCAUCAGGGCCACAGCACUCAGCCCGAUGCUGUGAAGAAGCAGUUGGAGGAUGUGCAGAACAUCUCAGGUCAGCUGAGAGAGCAGAGGAAGAAGCUGAAGGAGGCCGAGGCCAUCAAUGCAGAGCUCACAGCGAUGGUGACUGAGGACUAUCUCAAAGCAGACUUAGCCAGGCAGCUGGAGAGCAUCAGCAAGCCUUUCAAACAGCUGGAAGAGAAAGCAGCAAAACGGAUCGAGCAGCUCAACUCAACCUUUGCCAGCUCUCAGCAGUUCCAUCAGACCUCCAAAGACUUCCAGUCAUGGCUGGGUGAGAAGCUCCAAGACCAGUCUAAGCCCCAGCCCAUCUCCGCCAAGGUGGACACCCUGCAGCAAACGCUGGAGGAGCACAGUAAACUCCAGAAGGCCCUCAGUGAACAUGAGGGAACUUACAACACCAUCGUUGGGGAAGGGGAGAUGCUUCUGCAGAACACUGACGGUGCAGAAAAGCUGGCACUCCAAGGGCAGCUUACUACACUGUCUUCCAACUGGGAGGAGGUGAAGAAGAGCUCUGUGGAUCAGGCUGACAAACUCCAGACCGCUCUGCAGAGAUCUCUGAAGUAUCAGGAGAAUGCAGAGAAGCUCAGCUCUUGGAUUCAGGAAUGUGAAGCUAGUGAGGGCCGAGUCAAACUCACGGUGGAUCCGGUUGCUGUGGAGAGCUCCAUUUCUCAGGUGAAAGCUCUCCAGAAGGAUGUCGACAAGCACAGAGGGAUGGUGGAGCAGCUAAACACAGCUGCAGAUAGUCUUCUUGAGGUAGCCAACACAGACACUGACGCUGUCAAAGAGGAGAAGGCUAGCAUUGGCAAAAGAGUGGACAAUGUAGUGGAAGGUCUGCAGAGCAAAAGGGAGUCCCUGGAGAAGAUCUCGCACACAAUUAAAGAAUUCAGUGAUGCCUACAAAGAGGCUAAGGGUCAGCUUGAGGGGGCCAAGAAGCAGGUUGAUGCCUAUGAAUCACAGGGAGUGCAGGCGCACAGCAACAAGAACCUGACCAACAUGAAAGCUCAACAUAAGAGUUUAGAGGGAGUGCAGAACCAAGUGGAGCACCUGAAGAGCUUGGCCAAGGACCUUGUGCUUGAUGUACCAGACGCUGAUGGAGUGACAGACCUCUUACUGCAGGCUGACAGCAUAGAAAAAGACUACAGCAGCCUUAACAAGAAACUAGAAGAGACGUGCCAAGUCUUGGAGGGUAAACUGCAGGGUAUUGGCCAGUUCCAAAACAGCAUCCGUGAGAUGUUCACCCGUUUCACAGACCUGGAUGAUGAACUGGAUAGCAUGGCUCCUGUGGAUCUUGACUUGGCCACUCUUAAAGAACAGCAGGACAGCAUUCAGAGCUUCGUGGCUAAGCUGCAAGAGCUGAUGGCCAACACGGCCAACGCCGGAGACAGCUGUAAGAAGAUGCUAGAGACGGAAACCUCUCCUGACCUGCUGGGCCUGAAGAGAGAUCUGGAUGCUCUGAGUAAGCAGUGCGGUAAACUGUUGGACAGGGCUAAAGGCAGAGAGACGCAGGUGCAGAGCACUCUCAGCAAACUAGAGGAGCUGUACAGUAAACUCCACCAAGCGGAUGAUAAACUUUGCAGAACUGUGGCCAAGGAGGCGUCCCAGGAGGCGGUCGGCAUGGAGACAGACGUCAUCAACCAACAGCUGGAGGCCUUUAAGGCCUUCCAGAAAGAGGACAUUGAUCCAUUGCAGACGCAACUUCAAGACAUCAACUCCCUCGGCCAGGGCCUGAUCCAAACCGCUGCUAAAGGCACCAGCACCAAGAAGCUUGAGGAUGACCUGGAGGAAGUCAACACAAAGUGGAAUACCCUCAAUAAAAAGAUUGCUGAGCGUUCAGCCCAGCUGCACGAAGCCCUGUUGCAUUGUGGGAGGUUCCAGGAUGCUCUGGAGUCACUGCUCAGCUGGUUGACUGACACAGAGGAGCUCGUGGCCAAUCAGAAGCCUCCAUCUGCAGAGUUCAAAGUGGUCAAGGCACAGAUACAAGAGCAGAAACUCUUACAGAGACUGCUGGAUGACCGAAAGCCAACAGUGGAGCUGAUAAAAAAGGAAGGAGGGAAGGUUGCAGAACUGGCAGAGUCUGUGGACAAGGAGAAGGUUGCAAAAGAGAUCGAAUGCCUGGGGCAGAGGUGGGACGCUCUGCUCAAGAAGGCUGAAAACAGGCACAAGCAACUAGAGAGCAUCUUAGUGGUCACUCAGCAGUUCCAUGAAACCCUAGAGCCUCUGAGCGAGUGGCUCGGAGCCACAGAGAAACACCUAAUCAACUCCGAACCCAUCGGCACCGAGACGUCCAAGCUGGAAGAUCAGAUCUCUCAGCAUAAGGCCUUAGAGGAGGAGAUAAUGAAUCACAGUAAAGACCUGUUUCAGGCUGUGAGUCUGGGUCAGAUGCUCAGAACUGUGAGCUCAGUGGACGACAAGGAGUUCGUUCAGUCCAAGCUGGACGCCACCCAGGCCAGUUACAUAGAGCUCCAGGAGCGAUGCAGGAGGAAAGCCGAGAUGCUGCAGCAAGCUCUGGCAAACGCCCAGGUGUUUGGAGAGGACGAGGUGGCCCUCAUGAACUGGCUCAGCGAGGUGCACACGAGGCUGAGUGAAGUGUCCGUGGAGGACUACAAUAUAGAUGUUCUUGAAAAGCAGCUGGCAGAACAACGGGCGCUGCAGAGUGAUAUUGAGCUGAGGAAGAAGAAUGUUGACCAAGCCAUCUCUAAUGGGAUGGAGCUUCUGAAGCAAACAACAGGUGAUGAGGUGAUUGUCAUCCAAGGCAAACUGGACGGAAUAAAAACAAAGUACGCUGAGAUCAACUCCAUGAGUGACGCUGUUUUGAAGAAGCUGGAGCGAGUUUUGAGUCUGUCUACCAAGCUGCAGAGUACCCACGAGGACCUGAGCUCCUGGCUUGAGAACGUAGAGUCUGAGACCAGAGCGUUUGCUGCUCAGGAGCCAGUGGGCGAGCAGCUCCUUCAUGCACAAAGCAGGCUGAGGGCCUUGCUAAAAGAGACCAAAGAGCAGAAACCUGCGACGGACAAGCUGAAUGAGCUGAGCAGCUCUCUCCUGGAUCUGAUCCCCUGGCACACCCGCGAGGGUCUGGACAAGCUGGUGACUGAGGAUAAUGAGCGGUACAGAGCCGUCUGCGACGCCAUCACCCAGCAGGUUGACCAGAUCAACGCCGAUAUACUCAAGUCACAGCAGUUUGAGCAGGCUGCAGACGCUGAGCUCUCCUGGCUGACUGAAGCUGAGAGGAAGUUGCAGUCGAUGGGCGAGAUCAGGCUGGAGCAGGACCAAACCACAGUCCAGCUCCAAGCACAGAAGAUCUUCUCCAUGGACAUCAUGAGGCACAAAGAUGCUGUGGAUGAUAUUGUGAAAACAGGAAAGGCCAUCAUGAACAGCAAAAAACCAGAAGAGAAAGAAAUGUUGAAGGCCAAGACCCAGACUCUCCUGGAGAAGUACGGUACCGUCAGCCAGCUGAACUCAGAGCGCUGCCUGCAGCUGGAGCGAGCCCAGUCUCUGGCCGGUCAGUUCUGGGAGACCUAUGAGGAGAUGUGGCCGUGGCUCCAGGAAACGUUGAGCACCUUCAGCCAGCUGCCUCCACCCGCCAUCGAGAACGACGCGCUCAGGCAGCAGCAAGAGGAGCUCAGGCAAAUGCGAGAGCUGAUUGCCGAGCACAAGCCCCACAUCGACAAGAUGAAUAAGACCGGGCCUCAGUUACUUGAACUCAGCCCAUUGGAGGGAGAGGCCAUCAGAGAGAAGUACACAACUACAGACCAACUGUACACCAAACUCAAGGCUGAUGUCAAGCAGAGAGCUGCUACUCUGGACGAGGCCAUCUCCAAAUCCACCCAGUUCCAUGAUAAAAUUGACCCGAUGUUGGAGUCCCUGGAGCGGAUCGCUGAACGGCUGCGCCAGCCUCCAUCCAUCUCAGUGGAGGUGGACAAGAUCAAGGAGCAGAUUACAGAAAAUAAGGCCGUCUCUGUGGAUUUGGAGAAACUGCAGCCCUCUUAUGAGACACUGAGGCAGCGAGGCGAGGAGAUGAUCGCACGAUCUGAGGGUGCAGACAAGGACAUAUCUGCCAAAGCUGUACAAGACAAACUGGACCAGAUGGUGUUCCUCUGGAGCGACAUCCAGGCCUUAGUGGAGGAGCGGGAGGCGAAGCUGCUGGAUGUGAUGGACCUGGCAGACAAGUUCUGGUGCGACCACUGCGCCCUCAUCGUCACCAUCAAAGACAGCCAGGACCUGCUGAGAGAGCUGGAGGAGCCUGGAGUCGACCCCUCGGUCGUCAAACAGCAGCAGGAGUUUGUGGAGGGAUUUAAGGAGGAGAUCGACGGUCUGCAGGAAGAGCUUGAUGUGGUUCAGAACCAGGGUGCAGAGCUGAUGACUGCCUGCGGGGAGCCUGAUAAACCUGUGAUAAAGAAAAGCAUUGAUGAGGUGAAUUCGGCGUGGGAAAACCUCAAUAAGACCUGGAAGGAGAGAGUAGACAGACUGGAAGAAGCCAUGCAGGCUGCUGUGCAGUUUCAGGAUGGCCUGCAGGGUAUGUUUGACUGGGUGGAUAUUCUGGAGAGCAAACUGGAUUCAAUGUCACCUGUAGGCACAGACCUGGAAACUGUCAAGCAGCAGAUUGUGGAGCUCAAGGAGUUCAAAGGAGAGGCGUACCAGCUGCAGAUCGAGAUGGAGCGCCUGAACCACCAGGCGGGCCUCCUGCUGAAGAAGGUGACGGAGGAGGCCGACCGCUGUGCCAUCCAGGAGCCAGUGUCUGAGCUCAAGAUGCUCUGGGACAACCUGGAUGAGAAGAUCAUCGGCCGACAGCACAAACUGGAGGGAGGCCUUCUGGCACUGGGCCAGUUCCAGCACGCACUGGACGAGCUGCUGGCCUGGAUGAGCCACACCGAGGAGCUGCUCAACGAGCAGAGGAAGGCCGGAGGAGACCCCAAAGCCAUCGAGAUAGAGCUCGCCAAGCAUCAUGUUCUCCAGAAUGACGUGUUGGCUCAUAAGGCGACAGUAGAGACCGUCAAUAAGGUCGGUAAUGAUCUGGUGGAGUCCAGCGCUGGAGAGGAAGCUUCUAGUCUGCAGAGCAAACUGGAGAACCUGAACCAGCGGUGGAAAGCCAUCCUUGAGAAGACGGCGCAGAGGAAGCAACAGCUGGAGAGUGCUCUGCUUCAGGCCCAAGGUUUCCAUGGUGAGAUCGAAGAUAUGCAGCAAUGGCUGAAAGACACAGAACGUCAGCUGUUGGCAUCAAAGGCUGUGGGAGGCUUACCAGACACGGCCCGGGAGCAGCUUAACGCCCAUCUGGAGUUGUGUUCUGCCUUCGAGGUGAAGGAGGAGCUGUAUCGGGAGCUGCAGAACAAGGGUCGCCAGCUGCUCGCCGCGACGCCCGAGGGCCCAGACAGCAACACGGAGCAGGACCUCGCCAACCUGAAGGACAAAUGGGAAGCUGUGCAGGGGAAGGUCGCUGAAAGAAAGGUGAAACUAGAAGAAGCCUUGACGCUCGCCACAGAUUUCCACAACUCCCUGCAGGACUUCAUCAACUGGCUAACCCAAGCAGAGCAGACGCUGAACAUGGUCUCGCCUGCCUCCCUCAUACUGGAGACCAUCAUGUUUCAGAUUGAUGAGCAUAAGAUGUUUGUGACAGAGGUGAACUCCCACAGAGACCACAUCAUUGAACUGGACAAGACAGGGACACACUUGAAGUACUUCAGCCAGAAACAGGAUGUGGUCCUGAUCAAGAACCUGCUGCUCAGCGUGCAAGGCCGCUGGGAGAAGCUGGUGCAGCGGUCCGUAGAGCGCGGUCGUCUGCUGGAUGACGCCAGGAAGAGGGCGAAACAGUUCCAUGAAACUUGGAAUAAACUGAUGGAGUGGUUGGACGAAUCAGAGAAGGCUCUGGACUCAGAAGUGGAAAUUGCCAAUGAUCCGGACAAAAUCAAGACGCAGCUGGCGCAGCACAAGGAGUUCCAGAAAGCUCUGGGCAGCAAACACUCAGUGUACGACACAACCGCUCGAACAGGACGGUCCCUGAAAGACAAGACCUCCCUUCAGGAUGACAAUCAGAAGCUGGACGACAUGCUAAGCGAGCUGAGGGACAAAUGGGACACUGUUUGUGGCAAGUCAGUAGAAAGACAAAACAAGCUCGAGGAGGCCCUGUUGUUCUCCGGCCAGUUCACAGACGCUCUCCAGGCUCUCAUUGACUGGCUGUACAGAGUGGAGCCUCAGCUGGCUGAGGACCAGCCCGUCCAUGGAGACAUAGACCUGGUUCUCAAUCUGAUAGACAACCACAAGGUUUUCCAGAAGGAGUUGGGAAAGAGGACAGUAAGCGUUCAGGCCCUCAAGCGUUCAGCCAGGGAGCUGAUUGAGAGCAGCCACGAUGACUCGUCCUGGGUCAAAGUCCAGAUGCAGGAGCUGAGCACUCGCUGGGAGACCGUGUGCAACCUGUCCGUGUCCAAGCAGGCCCGGCUGGAGCAGGCCCUGUGUCAGGCUGAGGAGUUUCACUCUGCUGUUCACAUCCUGCUGGAGUGGCUGGCUGAGGCAGAGCAGAGUUUGCGUUUCCAUGGCAGCCUGCCUGACGAUGAGGAGGCUCUGCAGGCGCUCAUCGAACAACACAAGGAAUUCAUGAAGAAACUGGAGGAAAAGCGAGUGGCUCUAAAUAAAGCAGCCAGUAUGGGGGAGGCUAUUCUGACCAUCUGCCAUCCAGACUCCAUCACCACCAUCAAACACUGGAACACCAUCAUUAAAGCACGGUUUGAAGAGGUGCAGGCUUGGGCCAGGCAGCACCAGCAGCGACUGGCCACGGCCCUCACUGAGCUGUUAGCCACUCAGGAGCUGCUGGAGAAUCUGCUGACCUGGCUGCAGUGGGCUGAGACCAACCUCAACGAUAAGGACAAGGAGCCGCUGCCACAGGAGAUCGAGGAGGUCAAAAGCCUCAUCGCAGAACACCAGGCGUUCAUGGAGGAAAUGACCAGGAAGCAACCAGAUGUUGACAAAAUCACCAAGACACACAAAAGGAAGGCUGCUGUGGAGACCCCGAACCAGUCUCAGAUCCCUGUGCUCGGCAAAGGAAGAGCUGGAAGAAAACGUUCCCCCACGCAAACCAUGUACGCGUCAGCGACGCAGGCUCCCAUUGAAACCAAGAACCCGCGGGUUAACCUGCUGGUCACUAAGUGGCAGCACGUGUGGCUGCUGGCUUUGGACAGAAGGAGGAAACUCAAUGAUGCCAUGGACAGACUGGAGGAGCUGAAGGAAUUCGCCAACUUUGACUUCGAUGUGUGGCGGAAGCGCUACAUGCGCUGGAUGAACCAUAAAAAGUCUCGUGUCAUGGACUUCUUCCGCCGCAUUGACAAAGAUCAAGAUGGCAAGGUGACCCGACAGGAGUUCAUAGAGGGAAUCCUCUCCUCCAAAUUCCCUACCAGCCGUCUGGAGAUGAGCGCUGUGGCAGACAUAUUUGACCGAGACGGCGACGGCUACAUUGACUACUAUGAGUUUGUGGCAGCUCUUCACCCCAACAAGGACGCCUACAAACCACUAACAGAUGCUGACAAAAUUGAAGAUGAGGUUACACGUCAAGUAGCAAAAUGCAAAUGUCCCAAACGAUUCCAAGUGGAGCAAAUCGGUGCCAACAAAUACCGGUUCUACCUUGGAAACCAGUUUGGAGACUCUCAGCAGCUUCGUCUCGUACGGAUUUUACGCAGCACUGUGAUGGUGCGGGUGGGAGGAGGCUGGAUGGCUCUGGAUGAGUUCCUGGUGAAGAACGACCCCUGUCGAGCUAAAGGCAGGACCAACAUGGAGCUGCGAGAGAAGUUCAUCCUCCCAGAGGGAACCACUCAGGUGAUGGCGAGCUUCCGCUACCGAGGCCGGAGAUCUCGGCCGUCGUCCAGAGGAGCUUCUCCCAACAGAUCCACCUCCAGUCAGAGCUGUCCGGUCCCGUCACACACAGCAGCGACCACUGCGCUCAAGACUCCCCAACACAUAACCCGCAAUUAUGAUAAGCCCUGGCUUACAAACAGCAAACCCUCCACUCCUCUUAAAUCAUCAGACUCCUUUGGGAGCCAAGGUUCAUCCUCAGAGGGUACACCAGUUCAAGGCAGCAAAUUGCGUCUUCCUGGGUACUUAUCAGGCAAAGGAUUUCAGUCUGGUGAAGAGGGAACACUGAUCAGCGCUGCUGUACUGAAAGCUCGCACACAGACAAUAGGCGAGUCUAGAAAAAAUUCCAGCCGACCUGGAAGUAAGGCCGGGAGCAGAGGGAGCAGUCGCAGAGGAAGCGACGCCUCUGACUUUGACAUCUCAGACAUCCAGUCUGUCUGCUCGGACGUGUCCGAGACGGUCGGCGACUCGAGCCGAGCGACGCCGCGCUCUGCGUCCCGCCAACACGGAGGAAAACCCUCCAAGAUCCCCACUCCUCAGAGGAGAACCACUCCCACAAGCAAACUGGCCAAGGGAUCCAAGCGAUAGUCAGUGGCCUUGAAAACAAACAACCCAGGAGCUGGUUGCACCCUAAACACGUAACGGACACUGGAGAUAUCUAACUUAAAAGACUGCAAAUGUGUUGAGUGUGUUAUUUAAAUUGUUGCGAAGAUGUAAAAUAUUCUUUUGAGAGGCAAUAUGGUUUAAUAUUAUGUGAGAAUGGAAUGUCAAUGGCCUUGUGUAUUUGUUUUUAAUGUAUUUUAUUUUUUGUGAAAAAUGUCAAAUUGUUUUUAUCGUAUUUUAUUUUAUUGAUACAAAACCUGUAGAGGUUUGACGAACACUAGAAAACCUGGGAAUGACUACGAUGUACGGUGAACUAAACAUUUCUAAACACACUAAUGAAGGGCAACACACAGGAUAGCGCUCUGAGAGUUACUGAAUGUACUGUUAUUUAUGUUUGCUGAUGUUUGGAGUAGAUGGUGCAUUAUGGUACCAUUUGAGACACUGCAAUUAUCUAUUUAAGUGCUAUGAUAUACUGCCAACAUGCAUUUAAAGGGCAAUGCAAUAUACUACAGUAAACCCCAGUAAGCACUGCAGAAACCUUUGAAAAACACUAUUUAAGGCAAGUAGCAGAAACCUCGUAAUCAUGAAGCUUUUAAGUCCUGUUUGUUUGUGAGCAGCUGCAGUCCGUUUUGUUUGACCACUUCACAGCAGUGUGCGCAUUGACCUUUAAGAGGUGCCACUCCAUGUAGACAUUCUCUUGUGCAUCUAUGUCAAUGUAUGGUUAAUUUCGGUAGAGCUGAAAUUGUUACUGUAACAUUACUUUGUAAUAAACCUGCUUGCAGAAAACCACCAGAGACUGGUGUG
This is a messenger RNA of Chelmon rostratus (copperband butterflyfish), 22728 nucleotides long. It is a transcript of the gene dst, whose product is annotated as dystonin. Gene Ontology annotation, molecular function: microtubule binding; structural molecule activity; calcium ion binding. The record is from RefSeq and is a predicted model, not a curated record. Gene Ontology annotation, biological process: cytoplasmic microtubule organization; wound healing; hemidesmosome assembly. Gene Ontology annotation, cellular component: membrane; focal adhesion; intermediate filament. The transcript has 103 exons. Bases 1 to 21909 code for a protein of 7302 amino acids. Lineage: Eukaryota; Metazoa; Chordata; Actinopteri; Chaetodontiformes; Chaetodontidae.